CGUCACCCUGCACCUCCUCCUUCCUUUCUGCUUGGGGAAAACAGCAACAGGCCUCCAAAAGGAAAGCAAUUUGGCCCUGGGUGUUGCAGCCUCCAACUUGCUUCGUGCCCCAUAGGUGGGUAGCCGAAGCACUCCAACCCUUCUGCCUAGCAGAUGUUUUCUGGGUUUUUGGUUUUCGUUACAAUAUGGGCUCACACCUCCUCUCCUCCCUCCCCCUCUCACAGCCACUUGAAGGCAACAGGGUGGGUGGGAGCAGGGGCCUCUUCCUGGCAUUCACAAACUGGAAUUGUGGCUUUGGGGACUCAGGGGAGGGGUGGCCCCAGUUCUCUGAUGAUGGAGUCAAGGUCCAGGAACCUGGGCAUGUGUUAGAAGGGGAAGCCAGGGCUUCAGGACAGUGUGAGCACUCCCACUUGGUUGCCCAUUCAGUGGAUGAAACAAGGGCAGUGACAGAAGGACCCAAGCCUUGCCCUGGGGCUGGGCCAGGCCAAAGGCCUCUCCUGGCCCCACGUCUGCAGCAACACAUGCAAAAGAAUUCCACCUGUAUUUUCAACUGUCCAGGUUUGUCCCCUCCAUGCCUGGAAAGGGUUAAGACCCUGAGACAGGUUGCCUGAAGGCCAGGAGUGAGGCUGCUGAAGACUCAUGGGUCUCAGCUGCUGCCCCGGAGGAGGCCCCGCCCCGCCCUGUCCAGCUGCCUGAAACUGUUUGCAAGGGAGCCCCGCUUUCCUCUCUCUCUCUUCCAGCCGGCUGCCCACGUUGGGGGGGGGGAGUGGCUCCCAGGAGAUGGGGGAACGAGAAGCAACUCAGUGGCCACGAGUGGAAACAGGGCUGGGGAAGGGGAUUUGUCCUGCCAGGGAUCAGGAUCCGGUCCUUCCUAUGCCGGUUAUCCAAAGAGACCCACAGUAGGAGCAGAAAAAUGAAGGCAGGCUGCCCGGUGGUGGAGAAGCCGGAGGUAGGCGGAGGUUACCAUUUCCCUGACUGGGCUUACAAGACCGAAUCCAGCCCGGGCUCCCGGCAGAUCCAGCUGUGGCACUUUAUCCUGGAGCUGCUACAGAAAGAGGAGUUUCGGCACGUCAUCGCCUGGCAGCAGGGCGAGUACGGGGAGUUUGUCAUCAAGGACCCCGACGAGGUGGCUCGGCUGUGGGGCCGCAGGAAGUGCAAGCCCCAGAUGAACUAUGACAAGCUGAGCCGGGCCCUCAGGUAUUACUACAACAAGCGGAUUCUCCACAAGACAAAAGGGAAGCGUUUCACCUACAAGUUCAACUUCAACAAGCUGGUGAUGCCCAAUUACCCCUUCAUCAACAUCCGUCCCACGGGUGUGGUUCCGCAGAGCGCUCCUCCGGUUCCCACGGCCUCGUCCCACUUCCACUUCCCUCCGCUGGACAGCCAUUCACCCACCGAAGAGGCUCAGCCCCACCGGUUUUCUGGACGAUCCCUCCUGCCCUCCGGCCCAGAGGGCCUGAACAGCGGCGGCGUCAGCGAAAAGUCCUCUCCCGCUCCGGAGCUGGACGGCAGCUCUCCGGACUGGCGCCGCGGGAUAGACCUGCUGGCCUCUCGCAGCGCUGCCCCGGGGGCCCCCGGCCAGCCGAAGCGGAAACCCGACUUGGCCCUCCCUCUUUUUGCCCGGUCUGGGCUGUAUCCGGACCCCAACAGCCCUUUCGCCGUCUCCCCGCUUCCUGCCCGGGGAGGGGUCCUGAACGUCCCCCUCUCCCCCGCCUUAUCCUUGACCCCGACCCUCUUCUCCUACAGCCCCUCCCCGGGGAUGAGCCCCUUUGGCGCCGGGAGCAGCUGCUUCACCUUCAACCCGGAGGAGAUGAAGCACUACCUGCACUCCCAGGCCUGCUCCGUCUUCAACUACCACCUGAGCCCCCGGACCUUCCCCCGCUACCCGGGCUUGCUGGUGCCCCCCAUCCCGUGCCCGCCGGCCCUGCCUGAGGAGCCGCCGGCUUUCUCCAUCAAGCUGCAGCCUCCGCCGGUCGGACGCAAAAACCGGGAGCGGAUGGAGAGCGGAGGAGGAGGAGGAGCCACCGCCGGUUUGCAGCCCCCUCCGUCCUCCCCCCGGAUCAAGACGGAGCCUGUUUUGGAUCAGGAGCUGGAAAGCAAGGGAUCCCCAGAGAGGAGAGAACCGUCAGAAGGGGCGGGCACCUCGGGUCCCCCCAAGAGGGAGGAACGGGAGACGUCCGUCUUUGCCAGGCCGGUCACCCCGUCGCGGCUGGUGGCCCCCCUGGCCCCGAGCAAGCCCAGCCUCUCUGGGGCAGAGAAAACCAAGGAGGAGGAAGGGACCGGCCAGAGUGCCGUGCUCCAGGACCCUCGGGGGGAACCGGGCCCCCCAGAAAAGAAGGAGGACGCCGUGAUGCCCCCCAAGCUGCGCCUGAAGCGGAGCUGGAACGGCGACCGGCGCGGAGAGGUGGCGGAGGAGGGCCCCGGCCGGAAGCCCUCCUGGGGCAACAGCCUGGGCACCCCCCACAUCCUCCUGGCCCCCAAGGCCGCCGCGGAGAGCGGGUUGUGAUGUAGCAAAAGGGUUGCCUCGGUGGGGCAGGGGAUGGGCAGGGAGGGGGGACUCGACUAAGGCUAGGCAUUUUGGAGCGGCUGCUUUCCGUGGGCGUGUAGGCAGGCAGGCGCCCGCUCGUGGCAGGUGAAACGCAGGGCAUCCUCUUCUGAAGCGGGCGGGCGGGCGCGCGGGUCCUCAAGGCGAGGCUGCCGCUCGGCCCUUUUUGCCGCAGCACGGCUCUUGCCUUUCCUUC
Messenger RNA from Pogona vitticeps (central bearded dragon), 2741 nucleotides. The record is from RefSeq and is a predicted model, not a curated record. Lineage: Eukaryota; Metazoa; Chordata; Lepidosauria; Squamata; Agamidae.